This is a messenger RNA of Alligator mississippiensis (American alligator), 2654 nucleotides long. RefSeq names its product natural killer cell receptor 2B4. Gene Ontology annotation, cellular component: external side of plasma membrane. Gene Ontology annotation, molecular function: MHC class I protein binding. The coding region runs from base 129 to 1007 and encodes 292 amino acids. The transcript has 3 exons. The record is from RefSeq and is a predicted model, not a curated record. Gene Ontology annotation, biological process: natural killer cell activation involved in immune response. Lineage: Eukaryota; Metazoa; Chordata; Crocodylia; Alligatoridae.
ACUCAAAGGGGAAGUCAGCCUGCUUCCUCAUUAUCAUCAUUUCUCAAUCUGACUUCUUCAGCCCGGCCACAUAACUUUGCUCUCCACCAGCUGGUCUCCCCUUGCCUGACCUGCAUUGCUCAGCCGGGAUGAAGGGAGCUCUCAAACCCCUCCUGCUCUCCCUCCUUCUGCUCCUCCAAGCUGGAGAAUGCCAAGAAGUAAAAGUGAUGGCUGCUGUUGGGGAGACGGUUCAGCUACAGCCCAAGACAUGGCCGUCAUCCUGGGUGGCAAUCAACUGGAAAGUGAAACUGCAUUUAGAGGGCUACUGGAUCCUCAGACACGAUGAGAAGGGUACCUCAGCCAAUCCAUUACUGAUCUUUGCUGACAGAGUCUCUUUCCACCCUGGGAAUCUCUCGCUGAAGAUUAACUCGGUCACAGAGAAAGAAAGUGGCCUCUACACCAUGGACCUGAUGCUGGGGGAUAGCUCUGGAAUCACCAAUAAUUUUCGGCUGUUUGUGCUUGGUGAGUUUGGGGGUGCCGCUUCCCCCCCCCCCCGCUCUCCCCGGGGCACCCAGCCCCUCUCACUGGGACUUCUCCUUCCAGACCGUAUCCAGCAGCCCAUCAUCAAGGCAUCUACUUCCCAGGAGCAUGGACAGUGCUACCUUACCCUGUCCUGCUUGGUGCCCAAAGCUGCCUGGGUCACCUACACCUGGUCUCAAGGUAUAUCUUCACAGCCAGCCCCAGAGGACCAUAGGCUCGAAGAGUAUCAAGCUGAUCUGCAGCUGGAGAUCACUAAAAGCAGCAGCAACACCUUCUAUCGCUGCAAUGCCAGCAAUGCCAUCAGCUGGGGCAUGGCCACCAUCGAUGUCGAACCACUGUGCAACUACACAGCAAACACACUUGCUGAGGCCUCAUCGCUGUCCUACUGCCAGGCCAAGGGGCUCAUCCUGCUGUUGGUGCUGGGGGUGCUGAUCACCGGAACCGUGGCAGUGCACAUCAUGGCUGGCAGGCAGCCGAAACAGGACUGAGCAGGGCCCAGCCCACACCAGCCCUCUUCUGCUCUGGGAGGGAAGGAUAGAAAAGCUGCAGCAAGGAGGAGAAGCAGCCAGUGGGCUGCGGGGUCCGACUCCGAGUGACAGAGACCAGUUCCUAAAGCGGGCCGGGCACCCUGGAGGAGAAGUGCCACCCCAUCGCUGCCUCCUACCGUGCCCGGCAGGGACAACAGACCAUGGCCCCCAGUCUGCAAGGCAGUCACUGGCUGGGCUCAGGGACCCACAGACAAGGGCAAGACACAACACCGCUGUCCCGGGGGAGCAGCAACCUCAAAACAAACUUUCCCUCCUCUGCUCUGUCUGCCUCUCUGAACCCAUGAGGUUGCACCAUGGCCCCCAGGGCUUGUUCAGCCAUCAGCUCUGUGGGUGCCAACAUCCCUGGGAGGCAGGAUCUCCCACCCCUCCUUGAAAGCCUGCCUCCACUGCACCCACCCCGGCCCGGCCCGGCCCCUGCUCCUCCACCCAGACAGGGCACUGCUCUCCUGCUGGGCCAAGGUGCUCAUCCUGCUGCCACCGGCCCUGGUGCCCAGGGGGAGGCUUUACACAGGCUUGAGCCUAGGAGCAGGGCCCCGCAGGGCAGUGGCGACGCGUAAGGGUGCACGCGGCUGCAUGUGCACCCCCUGAGCGUGGCAGUGGACCCGCUACCGCCGGCGGCAUCUGGGGCGGUCCGUGACCACCGCUGGCUGCGGCCGACACUGCCGGCGGCGGCUGCGGGUGGUCGGCGGCCCCUGGUGGGCGCUCGCCACCCCCGGCCCCCACAGCACCAGCAGCAUCCGCGGGAGCUCCCCACUCACGGCCGCCAAGCUCCCGACUCGAGCCAGCUUCCCCAGGGAAAUCUGCCGAGGUGCAGCAGAGACCAUCCACCACCUCGUGUGGCUCUGGCCAUACACAAGGUAAACCGGCUCUGCCAAGAGCUGGCAGCGCUCAGGCUCGUAAGGAGGGAGGCGGCCUUGUACGGACACCUGACUCAACAUCAGAGGCCCGGCAAAUGCUACACCCCCACAGGGAUUGCUCGGUGUGCUAUUAGCCAGAGGCCUCCAGGCGCCGGUUUUGAACUUUGUGCUGAGCUUAAGCUCCGUGCUUAGCUUGAUUUGCGGUCGAGACAAGCAUCUAGUGAAAGGAGCUGGUGGAAAAAUACUGUCCCUGCCCGAAAACAAAUCGGGAAGUUGGCUUACGAAAUUGUGUAAAUAUAGCGUGGACUAAAGAGCAAACCAACCCCCACCUAAGAAUGCCAACAUCACCUCGGAAUAGAGGAUCCCAAAGGUAACCGUAUUUGGCAAACACAAGUAAAAUGAUUAAUAUGCAUUAGAAGGUAGGCUUAAGUUGAUUUUCUGUAUUAAGAAAUGUAAGCUAUCUGGUAUGUAAAGAAAGGAGAGGGCACGGACCCUUCUGCACCUAGUCCUGGGCGAUCCGGUCACCGAUCCAAGAUCCAGAACUCAGACGAAGGAGUCGGGAACCUGGGACAAAACCUCACAGACUGCCCAUCCAGAGACGUCGCCUCCGUUCAACCUUGGGGUGGUGAGCAUCUGGUUUUUUUGCUUCUGACUAAUUACAAUUCUAAAAGAUAAUUGCUGAAAAUGCUUCAUAUUUCCUUCAGUGUUGUAUCUGAAAGGGUUCAAUAAA